Molecule: messenger RNA, 744 nt
Organism: Durusdinium trenchii
Lineage: Eukaryota; Dinophyceae; Suessiales; Symbiodiniaceae
Source: the annotation of a GenBank genome assembly
AGCUGUUGUCUUUGGCUCGAUAGCUUUGCCUCGGCGCGUGGCCUCGCGAAGCGCGAUGUUGCCCAUCAGCAAGAAGCAGGUUGGAAGAGAUUGGAUGGAGUUUUUCACCAUCCUCGUUUGGGCAACUGUGAUUUUGAUUAUGUUCCUGGCCAAGUUGAAAGCCUUUCAGGACGUUUUGAUUGCCAUCAUUCUUGGCACACUCAUGAUGAUUGCAAAUGCGGACUUCUUCUUCUCUCAUUUCCGGAUCUACAAGAUCUACGUCGUGCUGCGAAGAUCCCUCUUCAAGGACGUGCUCGGAGCUGCUUUUUUGGGUCUCGGAUGUUUGGCUUUGCACGGCCUAUGGCCUGAUGCCAAGGGUCCCGGCAUUGCGUUGCACUUGGCAUCCCUAGCAGCUUGGGUAGGAUGCGGCGUGCAGACCAACCCCCUCCUCUCAGCUGGCCUUUGGGCUGGCGGCCGAAAUCAGAUGACCAAGGUGCAGCUUUUCCUGAGAAUUCUCGCGCAGGUGGCGGGAUCCGUCAUCGCUUUCGCUGCUUUUGGGCUGUACUACUCUUUCCGCUUCCCUGGAGAAGGUCCGUUCAGUCACUUCCUUGGCCUCGAGAGCGCCUGUAGCGCUGCGGCCACCUUUGUUGCCACGGUGGCCCACAUCAGAGUCCGAGAUGCUCAAUCUCAGAAGGAUUUGGCGAAGGUGUCCUGAGCGACAACGGAAGCCACAAACUCAAAAAAAGACUAGCCCUCACAGCCCCC